CCAGCGCCAGCCAGGCCAGCCUCCCCGACGGGGCCCGGCUCUGGGCCCGGCCGCCGACAGUAGCGCCGCCAUCGACUAGCCACCCGCAACCACCACCGCCACAGGGACCGCCACCAGCAUGCUGAGCCCCAAGAUGCAGCGCAACGUGCGCGUCAACGACGCCCAGCUCAUCAUGCUGUCCGAGCGCGCGCAGGUGGACCACUCCCUGUCCGGCUAUCUGCACAAGCGCGCCGCGGACUCGGGCAAGUGGCAGCAGCGCUGGUUCAUCCUGUACCAGAACAUGCUGUUCUACUACGACACCCAGGCCAACGCGCGGCCGUCGGGCGUGGUGCUGCUGGAGGGCUGCUACUGCGAGAGGCUCAUCACCCCGCCCUCCGGCCAGGGCUCCAAGAACGCCAAGGAUGGCAUGGAGCGGCAGCAAUACUGCUUCGCCGUGUCUUACCGCCGAGACAACAUCCGGCAGUACGAGCUGAGGGCGUCGUCCGAGACGGACUGCAAGACGUGGAUCGAGGCCAUCCGGGAGGCGAGCUUCAACAAGGUGCUGAUGCAGAAGGAGGAGUUGGAGCAGAAACACCUGCAUCUCCUGCAGAUCGUGGAGAGCGAGAAGACGGCCAAGUGGCAGUACACGCAGCGCUGCGAGGAGCUGGACUCGGAGAUCAAGAAGUUGCGAGCCGAGCUCUGCGCGCUCAAGAAGGAACUGCGGCCCGAGGUGUGCGGCAUGCCCACGGCCCAGCCCGCCGCCUCGGCCGAGGGGCUGGGCACGCCGCUGGACGACUCGGGGGAGACCCUGGAGCUGCGCAAGAUCAAGAAGGUCCAGAGCUUCUUCCGGGGCUGGCUCUGCCGGCGGCGCUGGAAGCAGAUCGUGGAGCAGUACAUCAAGUCGCCGCACGCCGAGAGCAUGCGGAAGCGGAACAGCCUGGUGUUCCGCAUGGUGGAGGCCGAGGAGGAGUACAUGGAGCAGAUGGAGGUCCUCGUGUCCUGCUUCCUGCGCCCCUUCAAGAUGGCCGCGUCCUCCAAGAAGCCGCCCUGCUCGCACGAGGACGUCAACUCCAUCUUCCUCAACACGGAGACGGUCCUGUUCCUGCACCAGAUCUUCCUCAAGGGGCUCACCUCGCGCAUGGAGUCGUGGCCGACCCUCGUGCUGGGGGAUCUGUUCGACAUGCUGCUGCCAAUGCUCAGCAUCUACCAGGAGUACGUGCGCAACCACCACUACAGCGUGCAGGUGCUGACGGAGUGCAUGAAGAGCCCCAACUUCGCGGCCCUGGUGCACCGCCUGGAGGAGAAGCCCACCUGCCAGGGCCGCUCGCUCGCCACCUUCCUCACCUACCCCAUGCACCAGGUGCCUCGCUACGUGACCACGCUGACGGACCUGCUGGCCCACACGCCCCACGACCACGUCGAGAGGAAGAGCCUGAUGAACGCUCAGCACCAACUCGAAGACCUGUCCAGGCAGAUGCACGACGAGGUCAGCGAGACGGAGAACCUCCGCAAAAACCUGGCCGUGGAGCGCAUGAUCGUGGAGGGCUGCGACAUCCUGCUCGACGUGAACCAAGUCUUCGUCAGGCAGGGUACUUUGAUCCAGCUCCCCAAUGACAAGCGCACUAGCCGGUCUCGGCUGGCCAGCUUCAAGAGCGAGAAAGAAACCGUGAGGCAGUGCUUCUUGUUCUCGAACCACCUCAUCAUCGCCACCAGGGCCUCCAACGGCCGACUCCACCUGGUGCCCAACGUGGGCAAGAUCCCGCUGGCCGACGCCAUGCUCAUCGAGGACCCCAGCGACCCGGGCACCACGGACGACGACGAAUCGUCCAUUUGUUCAAUGUCUUCUCAAUCGUCAGGAGUUAGCGAAGCGUCCAGCAGAGGCAACCCAUCCCAAUGGCACAACAAGGACUUUAAGAUUGUGGUAGACUCGGUGAAGACAGGGUCUGGCUCCAGCGCCACUACGGGACAGAUCUCUGUCCAUCUCCUGGCCCCCACCAUGCAGGAGAAGGCAGCUUGGAUCUCUGAUAUCACACAGUGCAUGGACAACGUGCACUUCAACGACCUCCUGCACAUGUCCAUCUCCGACACAUCGUCCGUCACCAUGCCCCAGUCCAUCAAGAACGACCCCAAGCUGUUCAAGGACGACGUGGACAUCAGGUUCAGCCGGACACAGGUCAACUCGUGCAAGGUUCACGGACUGCUCGUAGAGGGACACCAGGUGCCCCAGAUCCGGUACGCCACCCCCGAGCGCCUGCUGGAGCGCCUCACCGACCUGCGCUUCCUGUCCAUCGACUUCCUCAACACGUUCCUGCUGACGUACCGCGUCUUCACGGACAGCGUCACAGUGCUCGAGGCCCUCAAGAAGGUCUUCUACAACGCCGACCCGCCCGAGUUCAACACGGAUGGCAUAAGCAUCCUGCUGGAGGACCAGAUGAGCGGCAUGUUUGAGGACAGGCGCCGCAGCAGCACCGCCACACCCAGGAGGACCAGUGGCGCUAGUUCCGUGUCCGGCUACGGGUCCGAGAUGAGUGACCGCAGCCACAGCUACGACUCGCAGGGCUUCAGGUGGCGGGCCAACAUCCGCAAGUUCGAGGAGGAGCACAUGCGGCUGCGCGACGGCGUGAACGCGUGCGGCGCCCAGCAGCAGCAGCAGCUGCCACCGCAGCCCAGCACGCCCGUGCGCCGCGUGUCCAUCCGCGUGGAGCACGAGGCCGACGACACGACGCACCUCACGGUGCCCAACGGCGGCGCGGCGCCCACCACCUGCAGUAGCUCGGGCAGCUCGGACACCCUGGUGGGCACGGCGCAGGCCGCGCCCGCCCCGUCCUCGCCCAGCGGCCUCAGCACCGUCACGCUCGUGCCCUCCACCAGCACCAGCCCCACGCCCUCUGUGCAGGGCAGCCAGAGCUCGUCCGAGCCCUCCGCCGACACCGUGGUCAACGGCGAGGACAAGGAGAACGACAAGGAGAACAAGGAGCGCGAGAAGGACAAGGACGAGAAGGAGAAGGCGAAGGAGAACAAGAACGACAAGGACGCCAAGAAGGGCAAGGCCAAGGAGAAGACCAACAAGGACAAGGACAAGCAGGACAAGCACGCCGAAGAGAACGAGAAAGACAGCGGCCGCUUGGGCGACAGACGCCCGUCGGCCAGCGAGCGCCGGCCGUCCAUCAUCAUGACGAGCGCGUCGGGCCGCAUGGAGCGCCGCCUGUCGUACAGCGAGCGCCGCCCGUCGGCCGACAACACCUCCACGACGUCGCGCCGCCCCAGCUCGGCCGAGCGCCGGCCCUCCUCCUGCGACCGCCGCCUGUCCUCCAGCGAACGACGCUCGCCCCGCAGCCAGCCCAAGAGGAAGGGCUCGGACUGCGGCGGCGGCGGUGGUGGCGGCAGCAACUACGGCAGCUCCUGGAAGCGGGACAGCAUCACCACGGACCCGUGGCAGUCCGAGGACUGCCAGGACACGCCGAGGUCCUCGAGCGCGCGCUCCGCGUCCAUCGCCUCGUCUGCCCUGAGCUACUACAGCGGCGGCAGGCGGCUGACCCAGGACUCCACCAUCUCCAUCCACAGCAGGCCCAGCAUCCAGCAUGACCUGCCGCAGGUGUCCAGCAAGGCGGGGGUGGUCAUCACGUCCUCCAGGCAGUCGCACCGCAGCAUCGAGCCUGAUUUUUGGAGCAGCACGUCCACGGCGGCGGCGGCCUUCGCCAUCGCCACGUCGGCGUCCAGCAACCCACGCGACCUGAGCCCCGCCAUGAGCGCCAUGAGCAGGGCGUCGUGCUCGUCCGCGUCGGGCAUGGUGGGGCUGGGCUCGGCGCCCGGCUCCUGCAAGGAGCAGCGGCGCAGGAAGGAGUCCGUGCUGUCCACCGCCGCCACCAUGCGCGUCCUCAACGUGCUGCGCCACUGGGUGUCCAAGCACUCGCAGGACUUCGACCAGGACCAGAAGCUCAAGAGCCUGACGAUCCAGUUCCUGGAGGACAUCAUGUGCAGCCCCAGCCUGCUGCCCGCCGAGUACAAGGCGGCGUCGCAGCUGCUGCGCCUCAUCACCAAGGAGGAGGCCGAGAACUCCAAGGUGGACCUGGCCGCGCUGCUCUCGCCGCCCACGUCGUCGAGCAAGGAGAACAUCGAGUCGCUGUCGGCGCUCGAGAUCGCGGAGCAGAUGACGUACUUGGACCACCAGAUCUUCGUGUCCAUCUGCAGCGAGGAGUUCCUGGGCCAGGCCUGGAUCAAGACGGACAAGAACGUCAAGGCGCCGCGCAUCGAGGCCAUGACGAAGCGGUUCAACCAGAUGUCCGCGCUGGUGGUGAGCGAGAUCGUGCGCCGGCCCAACAUCUCGGCGCGCGUGGCCGCCAUCGAGAAGUGGGCCGCCGUGGCCGACAUCGCGCGGUGCCUGCACAACUUCAACGGCGUGCUGCAGAUCUGCGCCGCCUUCAACAACAACGUCGUCUUCCGCCUCAAGAAGACCUGGGAGAAGGUGUCCAAAACGACGAAGCAGACGAUCGACAAGCUGCAGGUGAUCGUGUCGUCGGACGGGCGGUUCCGCAACCUGCGCGAGGCGCUGCACCGCUGCGACCCGCCCUGCAUCCCCUACCUGGGCAUGUACCUCACCGACUUGUCCUUCAUCGAGGAGAGCACGCCCAACUUCUCCCACGACAAGCUGCUCAACUUCUCCAAGAUGAGAAUGAUCGCGCACGUGAUCCGGGAGGUGCGCAACUUUCAGCAGGUGCCGUACAAGAUCGAGCACGUGUCCAAGGUCACCAACUACCUGCAGGACCCCCUGCUCGUUCUGGACGAGGAGGAGAUGUACCGGCUGUCGUUGGAGAUCGAACCGCGCGCCUCGCGACUCAGCGCCGCCAACACCGCGGCCAUCGUCAGUGUCACCUCCAGCCACCACAGGCUGUUCCCCUCCACGUCGCACGACCGGUAAAGGGAGACAAACUCAGCGCCGCCAACACCGCGGCCAUCGUCAGUGUCACCUCCAGCCACCACAGGCUGUUCCCCUCCACGUCGCACGACCGGUAAAGGGAGACAAACUCAGCGCCGCCAACACCGCGGCCAUCGUCAGUGUCACCUCCAGCCACCACAGGCUGUUCCCCUCCACGUCGCACGACCGGUAAAGGGAGACAAACUCAGCGCCGCCAACACCGCGGCCAUCGUCAGUGUCACCUCCAGCCACCACAGGCUGUUCCCCUCCACGUCGCACGACCGGUAAAGGGAGACAAACUCAGCGCCGCCAACACCGCGGCCAUCGUCAGUGUCACCUCCAGCCACCACAGGCUGUUCCCCUCCACGUCGCACGACCGGUAAAGGGAGACAAACUCAGCGCCGCCAACACCGCGGCCAUCGUCAGUGUCACCUCCAGCCACCACAGGCUGUUCCCCUCCACGUCGCACGACCGGUAAAGGGAGACAAACUCAGCGCCGCCAACACCGCGGCCAUCGUCAGUGUCACCUCCAGCCACCACAGGCUGUUCCCCUCCACGUCGCACGACCGGUAAAGGGAGACAAACUCAGCGCCGCCAACACCGCGGCCAUCGUCAGUGUCACCUCCAGCCACCACAGGCUGUUCCCCUCCACGUCGCACGACCGGUAAAGGGAGACAAACUCAGCGCCGCCAACACCGCGGCCAUCGUCAGUGUCACCUCCAGCCACCACAGGCUGUUCCCCUCCACGUCGCACGACCGGUAAAGGGAGACAAACUCAGCGCCGCCAACACCGCGGCCAUCGUCAGUGUCACCUCCAGCCACCACAGGCUGUUCCCCUCCACGUCGCACGACCGGUAAAGGGAGACAAACUCAGCGCCGCCAACACCGCGGCCAUCGUCAGUGUCACCUCCAGCCACCACAGGCUGUUCCCCUCCACGUCGCACGACCGGUAAAGGGAGACAAACUCAGCGCCGCCAACACCGCGGCCAUCGUCAGUGUCACCUCCAGCCACCACAGGCUGUUCCCCUCCACGUCGCACGACCGGUAAAGGGAGACAAACUCAGCGCCGCCAACACCGCGGCCAUCGUCAGUGUCACCUCCAGCCACCACAGGCUGUUCCCCUCCACGUCGCACGACCGGUAAAGGGAGACAAACUCAGCGCCGCCAACACCGCGGCCAUCGUCAGUGUCACCUCCAGCCACCACAGGCUGUUCCCCUCCACGUCGCACGACCGGUAAAGGGAGACAAACUCAGCGCCGCCAACACCGCGGCCAUCGUCAGUGUCACCUCCAGCCACCACAGGCUGUUCCCCUCCACGUCGCACGACCGGUAAAGGGAGACAAACUCAGCGCCGCCAACACCGCGGCCAUCGUCAGUGUCACCUCCAGCCACCACAGGCUGUUCCCCUCCACGUCGCACGACCGGUAAAGGGAGACAAACUCAGCGCCACGUCCCGACAGUGGCAUGGACUUGCAGCCAAAGGGCAACUAGUCAUGAACCCAACGAUUGCAGUCAAAAUUCAUUGCCGCAUAGUUAAAACUUUGUACCGAGAAGCUGCUAUGGAGCUGAGACAAUCGUUAAGUAGUUUUAUCUUAAACAGUGAUGAAAUAAUUUCCUGCUGAAGACGCUUGUUCUGUUUGACUUGGCUGCGUCCAGGGACAAUGGUUGCUCGCGCCCUUCCACCAGUCGUUGGAAUCAAGAGCGACGUCGCUGCAGUAACAAUUAAAGUCGUCUAGUUGAGCUGCGUGUGAUAGAUAUACCAGUACCUGUAUGUAUUUUGAAACCGAGAGAGAGGGAGUGUGGCACUCAAGUACGAAGGCUGGUGGAUUUGUGGCCCUAGCGAUGUCUAGACAGUUGCACUCUUUUUUAUAUAUCCAUCAGUACCCCGCCGUUCAUAUCAAGGAUAACUGUAAUGCUUUGGAUCACAAAGUCGUUGUUAGUUGUAUAUUGUACAUAGGCUCACUGAUACUUCUUGUUGUUGAAUUUUAGGGUGUGGAUAUCCUUUUGUCUAGCGAUCCACAAUCAUUAACUUGUAAACAAAGUUUUUGUUUUUUGUUUUUUUAAUAAAACAUUUCAGGUGGUCUCCCAUUUCACCUUGAUAUACGUAACGUGGCGGUGUUGCUUGGACCCUUUUUCUAUCUCUUGUCCCGGCAGCGCGUGUCGUGCUUGUUUCGUAGUGUAUCGCGGGCGAUACACUACCUACUCAAAACUUCUUUUUAUCAUGUUUAAAAUAUCUUGUUAUUGUAUCUCGCUGUAACAGGGUUCAAUUCUGAAAUCCCUUUGAGAAAGAGAUUAUUUUAUUUGACUAACUAAGACAAGGCGUACUUGGUUUUUGUCGAGGUGGCAAUGUCUCGGACAGAGUUUGAGUCGAAGAAUUCGUUUGACCAGUGGGGUCAAGGAGCAUUGGAGCAAUUUUUGGUGUGGUACCUAGUCUUUGUCGCUGUAUUCGUUGAAUCGCUCUAUCUCUUGAUUUCACACCCAGCUCUGUACAAUCAUGAAAAAACCAUUCCCGACGUAGGUUAGUUAUCGAAGUUCUUCCAUGGCUGUGCGUAACUUAUCUUACUUUUCUAUUACCUAUCAUAGUUUCCCUUUUCCUCUAUCUCCCCUCUUUGGUCUCCCUUUCUUCAACCGCGAGUCUCUUCAUAAUGCAUAUCACCAACGCAAGUCUCAGUCUGAACUUCUUUAGAUACAUAAUUCUAAGAAACAAGUUUCCAAAUUACAAUUUAGUCGACACUCUUAUUUCUCUUCCUUUUUUUAAAAAAAAAGUGCUUAAAAAACACGACAUUUUUAUAGAAAAGUCGUUCCGACGCUUUGACAUAAUAAACGUUUUAGAAAGUUGGAAACAGUGUAUAUUCCAUUGGUUUUCGACUGAGUUGACUUGCGCUGUUGAGAUUUAACUUAAGAGUAACGUGUAGAAAUGUGUUGUUAUUCUCUUUCGUGCAUGAAAUGCAGCGUAAAGGAUGUACUUCCUAAAGCCUAAAUUGUAUUUUUCUAUACUUUUCCCCUUCGUGCUGUUUGUUGGUUGUUACACAAUUUCGCGCGUGUUUGGCACGUAAGUCCAUGACAUGUGGCGAGUUAUAAAUAGCAUCCCCUUUGCGUCUCCCGCCUUCUGUUGUCGAAUUGGUAGAAAUAAGUUAAAAUGGAUUUAUUUAUUUUUUCUUCAGAAACAAAAAAAAAUGAUUGAGAGUGGAUUAUUCUUUCUAGUAGCGAUAACCAAGGCUGUUGCCUAAGCCGAGAGUACACUGUUCUCAAAAACGUGACUUUGUCGCGGAACAAUCUUUCAUUUACGUUGUGCUCAGAUGUGUCUUCGAAAUGCUUUUAGAAGCCAUAAAAAUGCACACUUUGCGGUUUUGUUCUUUCUGUUAAAAUUAAACUUGAGGCAUACUGUAAAAUCCCGUUGCGGUAGUGGGGGUUAAGACCCCGCAAUUCGCAAUAAAAUCAAUUUGGAGCUCUUUGGUUUUUUAGAAAUUGUGAGUAUGAAUAACUUAUGGAUACGCUUAUACUCUGUAUUUAAGACUGCAUGGGUAAAAUGACAUAUACUGAGUGAGUGUUCAAUGUAUUUUUCAUUCUUCCGUAUUGUUGAAGGUGUGGGUUUCCGCACUAUUAAAAUCUGCAGACAUUUUUCAAUAAUCAAACAUAAGCAGCGUUCUGUGUAGUAAAUACGGCACUCUUCGAGGUUCCAUAAAGCUUUUUGUGGUUUUAUGUGUCAUUUGUAGAGCAUUGAAUACAUUUCAGAUCAAUACGAAUUUGUUGUUAGACCUAACUUUUUGAAUGUUGAAUCCCGACAGGUUACUAAGCGUAGAUUUUGCUGAACAUCUUUUCUCUCCCGCGCGCUACAAUACCUCCAGGCUUAACAUGUGUCAUAAGUGUUAUUGAUUUUGUAGAAUUAUUAAAAUUGGCACCCAUGGAACUAAUCCAAAAAUUUCAAUUCUUGUUGUAGACAUAUUUUUAAAAACAAAACAUCCGCAGUUCGAUUAUUCUUUAGACGUUUGGUGGAUUUGACAAUCUGUUAUGUAGCUGAAAAUAGAUGAAAUUGUUCUCUUUGUUGAGGUUUCCUCACGAGACCCAUCGCGGAUAUUUUGUAUUUAAUUUUCUUCGAAAUAAAUCGAUUUUGUCUGGA
This is a messenger RNA of Thrips palmi, 9014 nucleotides long. RefSeq names its product ras-specific guanine nucleotide-releasing factor 2-like. Gene Ontology annotation, cellular component: plasma membrane. Gene Ontology annotation, biological process: positive regulation of GTPase activity; Ras protein signal transduction. Bases 119 to 4897 code for a protein of 1592 amino acids. Gene Ontology annotation, molecular function: protein binding; guanyl-nucleotide exchange factor activity. NCBI's taxonomy places the organism in Eukaryota, Metazoa, Arthropoda, Insecta, Thysanoptera, Thripidae. The transcript has 29 exons. The record is from RefSeq and is a predicted model, not a curated record.